CAAAAUGGCGGCCGACAGUGAGCCUGAGUCCGAGGUUUUUGAGAUCACGGACUUCACCACCGCCUCCGAGUGGGAAAGGUUUAUUUCAAAAGUUGAAGAAGUCUUGAAUGAUUGGAAACUCAUUGGAAACUCACUGGGAAAACCACUUGAAAAGGGUAUAUUUACUAGUGGCAUAUGGGAGGAAAAAUCAGAUGAAAUUUCCUUUGCCGACUUCAAGUUUUCUAUCACUCAUCAUUUUCUUGUGCAAGAAUCCAGUGAUAAAGAAGGAAAAGAAGAAUUAUUAGAAGAUGCUAUCCCACAAUCUAUGCAAGAUUUGCUAUGCAUGAACAAUGAUUUCCCUCCUAGAGCUCAUUGCCUGGUAAGAUGGUAUGGAUUGCGUGAAUUUGUAGUAAUUGCACCAGCUGCAAAUAAUGAUGCUGUUCUUAGUGAAUCUAAGUGCAAUCUUCUUCUGAGUUCUGUUUCUAUUGCCUUGGGAAAUACAGGCUGUCAGGUGCCACUUUUCGUGCAGAUACAUCACAAAUGGCGAAGAAUGUAUGUAGGGGAAUGUCAGGGUCCCGGAGUUCGAACUGACUUUGAAAUGGUUCAUCUUCGCAAAGUGCCAAAUCAGUAUACUCACCUAUCAGGGCUGUUGGAUAUCUUCAAAUCAAAAAUUGGAUGUCCUUUAACACCAUUGCCUCCAGUGAGCAUAGCUAUUCGGUUUACUUAUGUACUUCAGGACUGGCUACAAUACUUUUGGCCUCAACAACCACCAGAUUUAGAUGCCAUUAUUGGAGGAGAAGUUGGAGGCUUAGAAUUUGGGAAGUUACCAUUUGGUGCCUGUGAAGAUCCUAUUAGUGAGCUCCAUUUAGCAACUACAUGGCCUCACCUUACUGAAGGAAUCAUUGUGGAUAAUGAUGUUUACUCGGAUCUGGAUCCUAUUCAAGCUCCACAUUGGUCUGUGAGGGUUCGGAAAGCUGACAAUCCCCAAUGUUUGCUAGGUAAGAAAAGAGCUAAAUUCCUGUCCAGAUCCAUCCGGCCACCCACAACCCACCCCAAGCCUACCCGAGAGCUUGAAAAGUCCUCUCAGGAGUUUUUGGCAAAUCUCUACAAUCAAUUCAAAUCUGCACCUUCUGAUAGUUUGACAUACAAACUGGCUUUAUGUCUUUGUAUGAUCAAUUUCUACCAUGGAGGAGUGAAAGGUGUGGCACAUCUCUGGCAAGAAUUUGUCCUCGAAAUGCGCUUCAGAUGGGAAAAUAACUUUCUGAUUCCAGGAUUAGCUAAUGGAGUCCCAGAUCUGAGAUGUUGUUUACUACAUCAAAAACUUCAGAUGUUAAAUUGUUGUAUUGAAAGGAAGAGAGCCCGUGAUGAAGGAAAAAAGUCCAGUGUUUCUGAUUAUGCUUCUAGUACUUCUGCAGGAGAUUCUGGGAAAGCAGGAGAUGCCUCUGGGCAGGAUCAUCUAAAAGAUACAGAUAAGGGAAAAUCUUGGGAUUCCUGGAGUGACAGUGAAGAAGAAUAUUUUGAAUGCUUAAGUGACACAGAGGAACUGAAGGGCAAUGGACAAGAGAGUGGAAAGAAAGGAGGGGCCAAAGAAUUAUCAAAUUUAAAGCCAGAAGGACGCCUACAUCAACAUGGAAAACUCACAUUGUUACACACAGGUGAACCUCUCUACAUUCCAGUAACACAGGAACCAGCCCCUAUGACCGAAGAUCUGCUAGAAGAACAGUCUGAGGUCCUGGCUAAAUUGGGGACAUCGGCAGAAGGUGCUCACCUUCGGGCCCGCAUGCAGAGUGCCUGUUUGCUCUCCGAUAUGGAGUCUUUUAAGGCAGCCAAUCCUGGUUGCUUCCUGGAGGAUUUUGUAAGGUGGUAUUCCCCUCGGGAUUAUGUUGAAGAGGAAGUGGUUGAUGAAAAAGGCAAUGUGAUUCUCAAAGGAGAGUUGAGUGCCCGAAUGAAGAUUCCUAGCAACAUGUGGGUAGAGGCUUGGGAAACCGCUAAGCCAGUACCAGCUCGACGGCAGAGGAGACUGUUUGAUGACACUCGGGAGGCAGAAAAGGUGCUACACUACUUGGCAGUCCAAAAACCUGCAGAUCUUGCAAGGCAUCUUUUACCUUGUGUGAUCCAUGCAGCUGUACUUAAAGUAAAGGAGGAAGAAACUCUAGAAAACAUUGCUUCAGUUAAGAAAAUCAUAAAGCAGAUAAUAUCUCAUUCCAGUAAAGUUUUACGAUUCCCUAAUCCAGAAGACAAGAAAUUGGAGGAAAUCAUCCAUCAGAUUACCAAUGUGGAGGCUACUAUUGCCAGAGCACGUUCAUUGAAAGCCAAGUUUGGAACUGAGAAAUGUGAACAAGAGGAGGAAAGGGAAGAUCUAGAAAGGUUUGUCAGUUGCCUCUUGGAGGAGCCUGAAGUGUCAGUCAUUGGUGCAGGAAGAGGACAUGCUGGGAGUAUCAUUCAUAAGUUAUUUGUGAAUGCUCAGAGGCUGACUGAAUCUUCUGAUGAGGCUGCAAGCAUGGCUCCAGUUGAGGAGGAGCUGAAAAGGACAAGCUCUUCUGAAGAACGGAGACAGAACUCAGGGUCGGACUUCCCAGCCCCUGCAGGCCGGGAGCUUAUUUUGCGUACCACCGUGCCCCGGCCUGCGCCCUACUCCAAAGCUCUGCCACAGCGCAUGUACAGCGUCCUCACCAAGGAGGACUUUAGACUUGCAGGGGCCUUUUCAGCCGACACCUCAUUCUUCUGAUUUUUUUUUUUUUAUUUAUCUUAUCGAUGUCUUCAGAGGUAAGGCUAAACUCUUCUUUGGGAGGGAGGGAGGUUGUGCCAGCAAAUGGCAGAUGGCGUGGAGAGGAUACUGCUCUGUUGAAUGAUCGAGGAUCACCUUUCAAGGAAUUAAACCAGCAUCUGAAAGAUUCACCUGCACCAAGCUGUGGUUCUGAUGUGCCUGGUGAGAACAGAGGGGAUGUCAAGAGGCAGCCGGUCAUUUUCAAUGUUUAAAAGGACUAAGGUUUCUGCCCAAAGAGAUAGCCCUGAUCUAGCUUAUUUAAAGAACUGAGGUAGCUGUGUUCUGUACAGGAGCCCAGUUGGAAAGGCUGUGGUACAUAUUCUGUUCCUUUGCAUGACUGUCUUAAAAGAACAAGCCAUCACCCCACACUCACCAUAAAUGUAAACACUAGAUAAUUGUAUUUAUUACUAUCAAGUGUAAAAAAAUAGGGAAUUAACUCAGAUUUCUGGAUAUUUUGGUUGUGUCUUCACUCCACAAAAUCUUCAUGGAUAUUUUAAACCUGCUUAAUCUCUUGUUCAUACAAUCACCUGUGGAAAUCUUGAUUGCACUAGUUAACUCUUAAUGUGCUGUUUUGUUGGGGUUUAUUUUUUUUUCAAACUCCAACAUUUCAUGUAGUUGAUCUAUUUUUCCAUAGAACUUUGCCCUAAAUGGAUUCUUUCUAAAAAUAAUAUAUUAAACCUCAAUGCAAAUAGCUUUAGAUAUAUCCUUCCAAUUUUUUGAUACUGUACUAGUGUACUAAAAUGUGAUCCAGGCCAAAACUUUGUGUAAAACCCUACUUAUCGAUGUGUCCUUUUCCCUCACUACUCCUUACUGUGCAGCAUGCCCUUGUCUUCUCAUUGCUGCCUUGGCAAUUUGUUUAAUGGAGCAAGGAUGGAACACAUGCUGUGAAUGUAACCUGGUAUAUGGAAAAGAUCAUGUGGUCAAUAAAAUUUGAAUGUAUAUGCUUACGUCAUGAAUAAAAUUAUUUUAAAGCAA
This is a messenger RNA of Gracilinanus agilis (Agile Gracile Mouse Opossum), 3721 nucleotides long. It is a transcript of the gene RAB3GAP1, whose product is annotated as RAB3 GTPase activating protein catalytic subunit 1. Lineage: Eukaryota; Metazoa; Chordata; Mammalia; Didelphimorphia; Didelphidae. Gene Ontology annotation, molecular function: GTPase activator activity. Gene Ontology annotation, biological process: positive regulation of GTPase activity. The transcript is spliced from 23 exons. The record is from RefSeq and is a predicted model, not a curated record. The coding region runs from base 5 to 2707 and encodes 900 amino acids.